AUGGCUGACCAAACAAACAACGCCGUCAUUCUGCCGGCUAUCGGAAAGGAUUUCGAGCUCACAACGCGCCCCGUGCCUGUGCCGGGCCCUGAUGACGUCCUCAUUCGCACCAACUUCGCGGCCGUCAAUGGAGUUGACCGCAUUCGCCAGUUGUACGGCUUCCAGGUGCCGACCACUCCCAAGGUUGUCGGCAGCGACGUCACGGGCACGGUUGUGAGCGCUGGCGCCAACGCGGCCAGCACAUACAAGGUCGGCGACCGUGUCAUCGCCGCCGCCGACGGGAUCGCCACCGGUGACGAUGACCACGAGGCCUACCAGAAUUUUGUUGCGGUGCCCACGCUUACCACGGCGAAGCUGCCCGAGAACCUGACGCUUUUGCAGGGGUCAACGGUGUCCACGAUUGCGCUGACGGCGAGCCAUAUUCUCUUUGACGGCCUCAAGUUUUCCCUCCCGGGCGCCAAGGAGCAGACGAAGCCCCUUCCGGCCGCUGGGUCGAAGCCCAUCCUGGUUGUCUGGGGCGGCGCCUCGAGCGUUGGUUCGCUGACGGUCCAGCUGGCCCAUAAGCUGGGCUUCGCUGUCUUCGCAGUUGCCAGCCCGCGCCACCACGAGAAGCUGCAGAAGUUUGGCGCCGAGGUCACCGUCGAUUACAGCGACCCGGAAGCGACGGUCGAGAAGCUUCUGGCAGCCGCGGGCCAGCGCACGAUUUCGUACGCCGCCGAUACCGCCACCGAUCCCUCAAAGACCCUCCCGCAUCUCGAGAACCUCCUGCUGAAGUCAGCUGCCGCGACGUCCUCGACCGCAGUGCCCGAUCUUGCCUACGUCAACUUUGCACCCGAGCACAAGUGGAAGGAAGGCAUCACCUCCCAGUUCGUCAACAUUGGCAGCACCUGGUCCAACCGCAAGGACAUUGCGGAGUGGCUGUUUGUCUCGGGCAACCUGGCGAGCUGGCUGGCUGACGGAACCAUUGUGCCGGCGUCUGCCCGCGUUAUUCCUGGUGGCCUGGGCGGUCUGAAGGCCGCGCUGAACGAAAUCCAGAGCGGACUCAGCGAAGCCGGUCACUUAUGCGUGGCCGACAAGGCCAGUCUGGGGAGCGUUGUCGGGGUUGGUGUUGGUGCCGCCGAAACCCAGCAGAGUGUUCCACGUCUCGGCAGUAGUGACGUCGCGUUUGCCGGUGGCGACCACCUGGGCCAGGGCGGAAGCUGCGGCGUCCUUGGCGGCCUGAUUGGCACCGCAAACGUUGGUCAGCUGGUCGUGGAUGCGGUUCAUGAUGAUCUGGGGGUUCAGGGCCUCCUGCUGGCCAGCGUUGACAAGCGGGUCGAUGGCCUGGAAAGUACUUUCGCUCGUCGAGCGGCCGUUCAGGCCAGCCUCGAACUUCAUGGUUGGCACGCAGAGACCAAAGUCAAGGCCCGCCACGGUGGACGCGACGAAGCCGUCAAACGUGCCCUUCACGGGGUCGGAGACCGCACCGAAGCCAGUGGAGGGACUGGUGCCAGAGGUCUCAGCGCCGGUGGAGGACACAGCAGUCGUGGCAGCGGCGGCAGCGCCAGCAGUCACGGUAAUGAACGUAGUGGCAACGCCGCCGCAGUUUUUGGCCGACGAGGCAACAGCAGCAACAGCAGAAGCAGACGAGCUGCCGGCAGCAUUGGCAGCACUGCCGGAGACCGAGGUGCCAAGGCUAGAGGCGUCCGCCUUAGUACCAUCAGCAGAAACGGCUGUGAAGUUGGAAAAGCCUUGGGCGACCACGACCUGGGCAACACUGAGACCGGUAGCGUCAAAGGGCGUGGACUUGGACUUUGCGGCGUUGGCGUUCUCCAAGUUGGAGCCGCCAACAGCAGGGUCGAUCAGGGGAAUGACACCGCGCAGCUCAGGGCUGACGGGGAGUGUCGGGUCAGAGCAGAUGGAGGGAACGCUGACGACGAAGGGGUUAAAGUUCUGCUCAGCGGCAACAAGGCCACGGGCAGCAGCCACAGCGGCAUCGCUGGUGCCGAGCUCAGACAGGAUGAGAUCAGCCUGGGUCAGCUUGCCGCAGGGGUUGGCGGCGGCCAGAAGGAACUGGAUGGAGGAACCGGCCAGAGUGGCGGCCUGGCCGGGUUGGCCAAGAUCAGUGAGGGCGCCAAUGGCAGCAAUAGCACCGUUGCCUUCUUCCUGGCCGAAGCGGGCCUGGACAGCCGAAGCAAAGAUCAGAGCCGGCACGAAGCGAGACAUCAUUUUGAAGCUAGGUGGUGUUUAUGA
Sporothrix brasiliensis 5110 is the source of this 2232-nucleotide messenger RNA. RefSeq lists its product as uncharacterized. The record is from RefSeq and is a predicted model, not a curated record. NCBI's taxonomy places the organism in Eukaryota, Fungi, Ascomycota, Sordariomycetes, Ophiostomatales, Ophiostomataceae. The transcript has 2 exons. Gene Ontology annotation, molecular function: oxidoreductase activity, acting on NAD(P)H. Bases 1 to 2232 code for a protein of 743 amino acids.